Messenger RNA from Blepharisma stoltei, 1948 nucleotides. The record is from the annotation of a GenBank genome assembly. NCBI's taxonomy places the organism in Eukaryota, Ciliophora, Heterotrichea, Heterotrichida, Blepharismidae.
AUGGGACUAGUCGCAUCUUGUGCGAGCUCUGCAAUCUGCUGUGCAGGAUCAGCAUGUUGCAAUUGCAUGUGUGGUACAUGUAUGAAAUGCUGUAAAACUUCUCAUCAUCACCAUAUGAGACUCGGAUACCUUGUAUUAAUGAUUAUUGCUGCUGGCUUUGGUAUCUUAUUUUUAUAUGAAGGAAAAAAUAUGAUGACUCCUUGAACAAAAUAUGGCCUAGUAAAUUGUGACGGGAACUCUGAAAGUGUAUGUUUGGGUGUCCAAACAGUCUAUCGUGAAAGUUUUGCUUUAGCGUUAUUUUUUCUUUUAAUGCUAUUUCUAAGCAUCCCCGGUGGGAAAUUCAGUGCUAUUAUAAACCGUAAAGCUUACUUAGAGGGUGCAUGAAUUUUUAAAACGCUUAUAAUUAUCGCAAUUUUUAUUAUCACUUUUUUUAUUGACAAUGCGUUUUUUGUAAAUUCUAAGAUAGGAUGUUUGAAGAGAAAUCUGCAGAUAUGUGUCAAUGUUCUUCUUGGUUAUCCAGAUUAUUAUAUUAAUUGACUUCGCUUAUACAUGAAAUGAAGACUGGUUGAAUAAAUAUGAAGUUUCGUCCUCUAAAGGCUACUGGGGAGAAGGAUUAUUAAAGUCAGGCGCUAGACAUAUUGGUGACGCAGUCACCAAAGAUCUCCCGUAUAGGAGGUUCUACCGCGCUUUUCGGCUCCAGCCCAGAGGGUCUAUCCUCUUACGAGUGCCCUUCCGAUACCUUCUGUCUCCUCUUUGCCUUGGGCUUCAAUCUUGAGUGGGCGGCUAUGGAUUGCUGCGGCCUGAUGUGGCGAUUGGAGCAGCUUGAUUCCAUGGAUCAGCUCCUUGGAGUCUAUCAGGUGUCGAAGUGCCUUUCUUCGACAGCUACAGGAAAAAGACUGUUCCGCUGCGGCUGGGCCGAAACCUCCUAUUUUUCAGGAAUGCCCAUGGGUUCUCUGAUCCAAAGGACGCUGUUGAGCACCUCCAUUUCCAACAACAGGAAAGCAGCCAAGCCUACCCGGAUAUACAUCUCUUGAGCCUGGACUUGAUUCUCAACUUGGAGACCGUCCCAGUUCGCUGUAGCCAUAAGGUCUGGACUGCUGCGCCAAGAGGGCAGAUUGAUACAUGUCGCCAUUUUAAUUUAUUAAAAGCUAUUGGGGAUUUUGCUUAUUCUUUUUCUCAGGGCUAGCAUGGUCGCUAUCUAUAACUAUAAUCGCACUAUGCUACUAUUGGUUUGGGACAUCAUCCGAAUGUGGGGUCAAUAUAUUUCUAAUCACACUAACACUCGCACUAGGAUCAAUUUUUACAGUAAUGUCUUUGACUCCUCUAGUCGAGAAUGGAUGUAAUUUAUAAUUAGCUUUACUUACAAGUUCAAUUGUGAAUAUUUAUAUUGUUUGGCUAUGCUGGUAUGGGCUAGUAUCUGAUACAUCAAAUUGCAAUUCAUGAAAUGACACAAAAUCAACAGGCUUGACUAUUGCUUUUGGGCUUUUAGUUUUAAUGAUUAUGCUUCUUUAUAUAUCAUUCAGAGAAAUUAAAAAAUCCGAUAAACAAACAAUCGCAAGAGACGCUGCAGAAGUCGUCAUGGCACCUGAAGAUGAAGGAAAUGAAAAAGAAGCUUAUAAAGAAGACGAAGAACUUGAUAGAAGAAUGGUUUAUUUCCAUGUGCUCAUGAUUAUUGUAUCUAUGUAUUAUUCAAUGCUACUUACGAAUUGAGGAGCUGCAAAUGUGGAUGGAGGCGCUUAUGAUAAGUAAUUGAUAGUUAGUGACAAUGCAAGCAUGUGGGUAAAAUUUGUUGCCUUGUGAACAACUGUUUUGCUUUAUGUGUGGAGCCUGAUUGCCCCUAAAGUGUGCAAAAACAGAGAUUUUAGUAGUCAGAUUUAUGAAGUUUGGAGUAAUUGAGGAAAAAUUUGGGGAAUUAGGGCAAAUGUAAUAUUGAUAGAUUUAAGCAUAA